AUGUGGGUCAUUGGCCUGCUUUUCCUCUUCAAGACGAAGCUGCACGGCAAUGCGGCCAAAAGUCUGCCGCAUCUUGGCCACGUUAUCAGCCUGUACAACAGCCGUUCUGUGCCUCCCAAGCAAAUGAUGCUUCAGCUUCGAGAGAGUCGUGCACGACGAGUGAAUGGGAAGCAAGUGCUCAUUCGUCAGGCUGGAGAAAACUGCAAAGACAAGCUUGCUUGGGCAGGUACUGAUAGUGCGACUAAUGCUUUACAGCCAAGUUAA
This is a messenger RNA of Pseudocercospora fijiensis CIRAD86, 264 nucleotides long. RefSeq lists its product as uncharacterized. The record is from RefSeq and is a predicted model, not a curated record. The transcript is spliced from 5 exons. Bases 1 to 264 code for a protein of 87 amino acids. NCBI's taxonomy places the organism in Eukaryota, Fungi, Ascomycota, Dothideomycetes, Mycosphaerellales, Mycosphaerellaceae.